AUGACUAGCGUUGAACAAAAUGAGGCCGUCCCCCAGGAUGCAGACAAUGUCACAUCCGCCAAGCGCAAGUCUGCGAUGGACGAGAUCGAAGUCGACCUCACUCUCCCCGAACCACCAUCUAAACGAGCCCGUCGCGCCCUGAAAAAGGGCAAGCCCAUCCUCGCCAAGAAUGACAGUGGCGACGAAAAGAAAAAAAGGGCAGAUGGCGACGGCGAGCAAAAUGACGAAAAGGCCAAGGCCAGGUCAGAGCACGCCAUCUGGGUUGGCAACUUGCCAUUCGCAGUUACAGCCGCAGAGUUGAGGCAAUGGCUCGUGGAUAACGCGGGCGGAGUCCUCACCGAUGAGUCCAUCACGAGAAUAAAGAUGCCGACCGCAAAAGACCCCGGUCGAGACAAGAGCCAAAGGCCUGCCAACAAGGGCUUUGCCUAUGUCGACUUCGCAGACGUGGGCGGCAAGGUUGCUGCCAUUGCCUUGACGGAGACGGAACUCGGGCACCGCAAGCUUCUGAUCAAGGACGCCAGGUCGUUUCAGGGCCGACCCGCCAAGGAGAAGGAACCGUGGGCAGUAGAGACGGGACCAGAUGGCAAGGUCAAGCACGGUGCCGAGCAGAACAAAGACGUUGACCCCAAUGCCAGCCGGAAAAUUUUUGUCGGGAACCUGAGCUUCAAGACGACUGAGGAAGAUGUGCGGCGGAACUUUGACAAGUGCGGAGAGAUUGAUUGGGUCAAGGUCGCUACCUUUGAAGACACCGGCAAAUGCAAGGGUUACGGAUGGGUCAAGUUCAAGGAGCCUGAAGCGGCUGCGUGGGCUGUCAAGGGAUUUGUCAAAGUGAAGGAGGCCGUUGAGACGGAGGAGGACUUCAAAGAGGGCGAUGAGACAGACGACAAGAAACAGGACCAGCAGAAGCAAUUCAAGACGAGGAAAUGGUGGGUGAAUCGUAUGCUGGGUCGAGAACUCAAGCUGGAGCUGGCCGAGGAUGACCAGUCUCGGUACAAGAAGCGGUUUGGCAAGGACGCCCAGAGACAAGCGAAUGGUGGCGAGAGAAAGGGCGUAUCCUCACAAGGACGAAGCUCAUCCAGGCCGAGGGACGAAGCAGCGAGCGACGACCCGGGUGCCAAGUCGGAUGCUUCGGACAAGAAGACUAAGCUGCUCAAAGAGGCUGCUGAUAUUCAAAUUGCUAGACUGACAGGACGGAAAGUGGACUAUACGGGCACCAAGGUCAAUUUCAAUUAA
Messenger RNA from Metarhizium album ARSEF 1941, 1233 nucleotides. Its product is annotated as Nucleotide-binding, alpha-beta plait. Lineage: Eukaryota; Fungi; Ascomycota; Sordariomycetes; Hypocreales; Clavicipitaceae. The coding region runs from base 1 to 1233 and encodes 410 amino acids. The transcript has a single exon. The record is from RefSeq and is a predicted model, not a curated record. Gene Ontology annotation, molecular function: RNA binding.